Molecule: messenger RNA, 1965 nt
Organism: Chaetomium strumarium
Lineage: Eukaryota; Fungi; Ascomycota; Sordariomycetes; Sordariales; Chaetomiaceae
Product: WD40-repeat-containing domain protein
Exons: 3
Coding region: 399-1895 (498 amino acids)
Biological process (GO): mRNA splicing, via spliceosome
Cellular component (GO): catalytic step 2 spliceosome; precatalytic spliceosome; Prp19 complex
Molecular function (GO): protein binding
Source: RefSeq, a predicted model, not a curated record
CUGGUAGUGUGGCUUGAGCUUCAGCCACACGCUGUAAGAUUGAAGAGUUAAAAGAGUAGGAUGUAAGAAGCAGGCUGCAAAAUAUGUUGAGAGAGUCAAGAGCUGAUGUGCCCAGUAUUUGGCUCUAAUCGAUAGAUAUACACGCCUAAGGCCGCUAGAUUACAAAUGGUGAAUCCUCUGGCGGCACACUGGCAACAGCAUCGUACCGUAUCUUCCGUUACCAGAUCAAAUGUGGCGUGUGUGCCCGGGGACCCACUGAAAUUGCCAUCGACCUGAACGAACGCGACGGGGACAAGCACGACCAUACCCAUUGCCAUCAGUUGACGACAGACAACAACUUCUAUCGACUCCAAACUGGAAGUGGCCCACAUUUACCUCGUGAUACCGCACUCCUCGGAAUGAUGGCGGCGGAGGUGGCCAGCAAUGGCGCAGAUGUCUCGCGGCUCGAGGCCCUGGUCCGCGACAACGCUCGCAGGACGAAAUCCAUCUACACUAGCACAGCUCCCGACUCGUCGGCCCGAAAGCGGAUAAAGCUCGACCCCGGCCUGGCGUCCGAAGACCCAGAUAUCACGAAAACAGCCCUCUCCCUCCGCCUUCAUGCCGAAUACAACGACGUUCAGACCCUGCCAGAAGUCAUCGCAAAGAAGCUCCCGGCAGCCGGUCCGCGGAAGAAGAAGCCCAAGGCGGCCGAAGAAGCGCCGUCCAAGUCAGAAGAGCACGCGCGCAAGUUGAUAGAGGGCAUCCCGGCCAGAAAUGCAGCGGGCGCAGCGGGCGGCGCCAACUCCAGCGCCCUGGUGCUCUCUCGGAACCGGCCCGCUGGCGCUCAGCCCGCAGGCGGCAAGCCCCAGCAGCGCAACGAACCACAGAACAUGAGUCUCACCCGGCGGCCAGACAGCAUUCUUGCGCAGCCGCGUCCCGAUUGGCAUCCGCCGUGGAAGCUGCAGCGCGUCAUCAGUGGGCACCUUGGCUGGGUGCGGGCGUUGGCGAUAGAACCGAACAACCAGUGGUUCGCGUCCGGCGCGGGUGACCGGACUAUCAAGAUCUGGGAUAUGGCGUCGGGUCAGCUACGUCUGACGCUGACCGGGCACAUCUCGACAGUGCGCGGGCUGGCGGUCUCGCCUAGGCAUCCGUAUAUGUUCUCGUGUGGUGAGGAUAAGAUGGUCAAGUGCUGGGAUUUGGAGACGAACAAGGUGAUUAGGCAUUAUCACGGGCAUCUCUCCGGCGUCUACACCCUCAAACUGCACCCCACGCUCGAUGUCCUGGUCACCGGCGGCCGCGACGGCGUUGCCCGGGUAUGGGACAUGCGCACGCGGAGUAACGUGCACGUGCUGUCUGGCCACACAGGCACCGUCGCGGACCUCGUCUGCCAGGAGGCCGACCCGCAGGUCAUCACAGGCAGCCUGGACUCGACUGUGCGCAUGUGGGACCUGGCGGCGGGCAAGACGAUGGGGGUGCUGACGCACCACAAAAAGGGCGUUCGCGCACUGACAACGCAUCCGACCGAGUUCACGUUUGCUACCGGCAGCACGGGCAGCAUCAAGCAGUGGAAGUGCCCCGAAGGCGCCUUCAUGCAGAAUUUUGAGGGUCACAACGCGAUCAUCAACACGCUUGCGGUCAACGACCGGAAUGUGUUCUUCUCGGGAGGUGAUAAUGGUUCGAUGAGUUUCUGGGAUUGGAAAUCGGGCUACCGGUUUCAGGCGCUGGACACGACGGCGCAACCUGGUUCGCUUGAUGCCGAGUCCGGUAUUAUGAGCUCUAUUUUUGAUUUGUCGGGUUCGAGGUUAAUAUGCGGCGAAGCCGACAAAACCAUCAAAAUAUGGAAGGAGGAUCCAAAAGCUACGCCAGAAUCACACCCGAUUGACUGGAAGCCGACAUUUGCGAAGAGGAAGUUUUAGAAGGCGCAUAGGAUUUGAUAUCCGGGCCAUGGUUGGCGUUCUCGAGCUGUAUUGGGCGGACGUGGUAUGC